AUGCCUCUGGAUUACUCAAAAUGGAAAGACAUAGAAGUAUCUGAUGACGAAGAUGAUACACAUCCAAAUAUCGAUACACCGUCGUUGUUCAGAUGGAGACAUCAGGCACGAAUGGAGCGUAUGGCUGAGAGGCAGCAAGCCAAAGCUGAUAUCGCCAAGGGUAAAUCCAGUGUUGAGAAGCGCAUGGAGGAGAUAGAGGAUAAACUGAAGACGACUACUUUGGACGAAAAGGAACGAAUGAAGUUGGAGUUGGAGAGAAAUGAGAUGAAGAAACAAGAAGAAGAAUAUCUGAAGAAAGAAAAGGAACUGGAAGAGAAGGAAAGAUUAGAACCUUGGAAUGUGGAUACAAUUGGACAUGAAGCUUUCAGCUGUUCGGCUGAAUAUUUCGAUAAGAACGGUGAUUUGUUGAAACAGUUUGGUAGCCUCAAAGAUUUGAACGCAUCGGAGAGUUUCCUCCUUGAGCAUCCGCAUAUUGCAUCUGAAUUUGCAGCGAAUUUCUUGACAAUUGAAGCGCUGAAUUUGGCAAUCGAAGAAAAGGAUGAUGAGAUGAGUGAUUAUGCAAAACAAUGUAUCAUUCUGCAGUAUCUACUGGAAUUAUCCAAAAGUCUUCAUGCAUUGGCUACGAACGUCAACGUUAUCAAAAACUUCUUCACAAAAUUUCGUCGUGCAGAUGCAGUCUAUAUGAAAUCGUUUUAUAACGAAGUGGAUGCAUUCAAGGAUCGACUUCGCAAGAGGGGUAAAGAUAAACGUGAAGCAGCAAUCCAGGAGUAUGAAGCAGAAGAGAAGGCGAAGCGUAUCGCUGCAUCGCCCGGUGGUCUUGACCCCCAGGAAGUUUAUAAUUCAUUGCCACCGGAUAUGAAAGAGGCGUUUGACAGUCAAGAAGUAGAAAAAUUGCAAGCAAUCGCACAUAACAUGGAUCGAGAGGUGUUUUCUUACCACUUGAAACGAUGCAUUGAUAGUGGGCUGUGGAUACCAAAUGCAGCUGACGCAGAGAAUAACGAGGAUGAGGAUGUUAGUAAUUUUGUAUUUAUCAUUAUGCACUUGAAAGUUUAUAUGUAUUUAUUGAAACGAUUUCAGGUAACAGAAAGCAAAUAA
This is a messenger RNA of Anisakis simplex (herring worm), 1095 nucleotides long. The record is from the annotation of a GenBank genome assembly. Lineage: Eukaryota; Metazoa; Nematoda; Chromadorea; Rhabditida; Anisakidae.